AUGAAGGACGGCAUGCGCCGCCUCCACUCCCACCUCGCCCUCCUCAACUUCCCUCAGUCUGAUAGCCCUGGGGGAAGAGGUGGGGUAGCUGGGCCUGGGGCGGGUAGGCUGGCGCAGCAGCAUCAGCAGCAGCUGCUGCAACUGAUGCUUGCACGGGGGAGGGUAGGAGGAGGGGGAGGAGGGGAGAGGGGAGAGGGAGGAGCAGGAGGAGGGCGGGGGGGGGUGCAGGGGAGUGGAUGGCAGGAUCUGUCUUGUGAUUCGUCAGAAGCUGUUAGGAAUGAGGUCCAGAGUGGUGCAGAUGGUGCUGGUUACGGUGGUGGUGGUGCUGCUGCAGCUGAGUUUGCCACUACCACCACCACCACUGCUCGUGCCACAUACCACCUCCCCCAGUCAACCCCCUCACGCGCAGCAGGUCAACCCCCUCCCACUGCCCUUCUCCCUCCCCCUGCACUCUCCUCUCCUCACCCCAUACCAUCCAGUACCUUAUCCACUCCGUCGCCCUCCCCCACCUAUUACCUUCCUCCGCUCUACCCCCCUCCUUCCACCGCCUCCUCACCAGCUGUACCUCCCCCAGCUGGCCCCUCCCCCGUGGGUCCUGUGCUGUCUGACAGUAUAGAAUCCCCCAUGCUCCCCCCUGCUUGUACUGGUCCUUCUUAUAACGCGGUUAUGGAGAGGGCUAGGGCUGCUGCUGGGAAGGGAUUGGUUGGUAGGGAAGGGGAGUUGUGGGGAGGAGGAGAAGCGGGAGGGAGAGUUGAGGGGGUGGCAACAGCACCCCCUUCAUUCUCCCCAGAUUCAGGAGCAGCAACAGUCACAGGAGUGGCAGCAGCAGCAGCAGCAGCAGCAGCAGCGCCACCAGGAAUCGCGGUCGGCACAGGCGCCGCUAGCAGCCGAUGGAAGCGGGCGGCAGGGGGCCUGGUUGGGCGGCGGAGCGGACGGCUGAUUCCGGCUGGUAUGCAGCAGAUGAUCGGCCAGGGGGUGGCUCAGGUGCAAUCCAUGGUGAUUGCGGGGUUAGAGGAUCUGCUGGAUUUGGAUUCGGAAGGAGCGGAGAUUGGUGGAGCGGGGUUGAGUGCGGUGAGAAGUGAUGGAGGUGGUGGCGGGGCAAGCAGGCUCGGGUUGAGCGUGGUGGAGAGCGGUGGGAUGGGAGUCACAGGUGUGGGGAGUGAAGGGUUGAGCAGCUCUGGUGGUGGUCUUUAUGAGGGUAGCCUGGGUAGGCUAGACGGGGGGAGUGUUGGCGUUUCAAGUGUGGGUGUUGUUUCGAAUGCCAGGCCGCGCAGCAGUAGCUGCAAUUGGCCCGAUCCCUCUUCUAGUGAGGGGACUCAAACUCCGGUGGGUGAUUCUGACUCACAAUCUCAGCAGCUGGAAGGUGAGAGUGCGGGGGUCGUUGCGAGUGCCAGGCCGCGCAGCAGUAGCUGCAAUUGGCCCGAUCCCUCUUCUAGUGAGGGGAAGGAGGGAGGGCUAGACUGUUUGAGUGCAGCACAGAGCUCUGAUAUCCUCCUUAUAAGCAGUGAGGUGGAUGUGUCAGCAGUGGCUGAUGCGCUACCAGCUGUGCUAGAAGAAGGACCAGACACUUCGAGUGCAGUGCAGAGCCCUGAUAUCUUCCCAGAAACACGCCCUGCCAGCAGUGAGGUGGAUGUGUCAGCUGUUGCCGAUGCGCUGCCAGCUGUGCUAGAAGAAGGAUCGGGCCAAUCAGACGCCAGUGCUGUUCGGAGGGACGUUUUGGGGAAGGAGAUUGUAGAGGAGGGGGCGGUGACGGGUGAUGGCGGUGUGGGAGCAUCAGGGUUUGCAGGAGAGCGAAUGGGAGCAGGAGAGCGAGUGGAAAAGAGGGGGUUGAGUGCUUCUGAGGCUGCUGCUGCUGCUGCUUCCAUAGCAGCAGGAGGAGGGUUUCAGCCAGCAGCAGCACCGUCUGCUUUUGAGAAUUCUGAAAAGCCGUUGAGUGCACCAGAGGCUGCUGCUGCUGCCAUAGCAGCAGGAGGAGGCUUCCUGGAAGCUGCAGAAGCAGCUGCAGCUGCUGUGUUGAGUCGGCACGGGUCGAGCGUAACAGCAGGAGAGGGGAAGGGGCCAAGGGGGAGGGAUUGGGGGAGCGGAUUUGGAGGAGGGGGAGUUGCAAUGGGGGAAGCGAUGGGUCAAGGCAUGGGAGGAGAACGGACAGGAGAAUGGAUGGUCGAAAGGACAGGUGUAACAGCUGCAGCAGCAGAAGGACCAGCGGUUGGUAACAAUGUAACCACCACCUCCCUUCCCUUCUCCUCCUCCUCCGCCCCCACCACCACUCCCAUUGCCGCCACCUUUCCUCCUCCCUCUCCCUCCUCCCCCUCCCGCCCCCGGGCCUUCUCCCGGCUGCGAUGGCUCCUCCACGCCAACAGCGAUGUGGUAACCGGCGCGUUCAUGGUAACCGCGUUCUGCUGGAACCUCUCUCUCUCCACCCUCGUGUUCCCGCUCGCGCUCUUCCUGUACGCGCUCGUGUCGAACCCGUCUCCCGGGCCGAGGUUCUGGAGGGGACUGCUGGUUUACUCUGAGGUGCUGAUCGCAUUGGAGUAUUUGUAUCAGAUCCCCACGCAUGAUGGGUGUACGAGCUGGGCCGGGGGGAAUGGGGCGGGAGGGAGCGGGAAAAAGGGAGGGGGCGGCGGAGGGGGUGGUGGAGCAGGAGGAGGAGGAGGAGGGGGAGGGGGAGGGUUUGCUGGGUGGAUAGGGGCUGGGUUCGGUAUGGAGGGGUGGGAUCGGUUGUUUGCUCUGUUGGGCGUCCGGCCCUACCCGAGCUGGUUCGUGUGGAACGUACUUCCUCUCUUUGCAGUCUACCUCGCUCUGCUUGUUCAGACCGCCAUCUGCCAGCGAAACAGCCAGUCUAGGAGUGCUAAGGAGUCUAUGGUUUCUGCGGAGGCUAGAAGCUCUGUGAGGCUUGCCAGACCAGAGGAGGAGGAAGAGGAUGAUGUCAGCCCGGACGGGUGGACGGCCAAUCAGAUGCUUCCAGGUGUCAUCGAGGGAGCGUUCAACUUUUUGCUAGCGCAUGCUGAUGGCGUGGCAGCACCUGCUGAUGUGGCAGUGCCUGCUGACGUGGCAUUGCCUGCUGAUGUGGCAGGAGCUAAACAGAGAAGAGGAGGCCACGGUGGAGGUGGUUCAAGAAAGCAUCACGUCUCCUCUCAGCCGCACAUGUGGAAUGACACGUGGCAGUCCCUCACGCCAUCGGCUGACGUGGCAAAGAGGCUCGGGAGGUUCAUGAGCGGGGGAAGGCCGGGGAGUGGGGGAGAGGGAGGGGAGGAAGGAGGAGGGGAGGGCAGGGGGGAGUUGGUGAGAGGAGUGGGUGGUGUGGGUGGGCGAGGGAGUAAUUUUACAGCUGCUGCUGCUAGUGGCAUCCUGGGAAGGGUGUUUGGGUCGCGCCGUGUGCAACUCGCCUCAGUUGUUGCAGGAGGCAGAAGGGAGAUAGACCUAUACCCCUACAUCUUCUGUAUCGACAUACUCGCUUUCUUCUAUGUCGGGCUCUUCUACCAGUCGGCCGUGCGAGACAGGUCGCCCUUUGAGGAGGUCAUUCACACGGGGGACCAGUUCCCCUCCACCUACGUUGCGGUUCUCAUGACGCAGUUCUUCCUCAUAGUCACCAACCGCAUCCUCUAUCUGGUCUUCUCCGCCCCGCUGCGCAUCCUCUACCACCUCACCUCACUCCUCCUGCACCUCGGCUACCCCAUGCGCCUCUUCUGGAACGCCAACCUCAUCGCCUCCCACAACACCAUCCGGGCUUACCUCGCCAUCAAGUCCAUCUCCCUCGCGCUCUCUGCGCUGCAGCUGAAGCACGGUCCGCCAGGGCCGGCGAGCAAGGCGACGCCGUUUCUGACAAGGAGGGCCACGUGGCUGAGGUGGCAGCUGUUCCGGGUUUACCGCAUGCUGCCGUUUCUCUACGAGCUGCAUCUGAUUCUCGACUGGUGGUGCACCAAAACAACUCUGCCUCUCUAUGAUUGGCUCAAGCUAGAGGACAUCUACGCCAGUCUCUACCUCGUCACCUGCGAUCGCAAGAUAGCGCGUGCCGGGCACAAGCCGGGGCAGCCGCAGGGGUGGGGGGUGAAGCUCAUGGGAGGGGCCUUCUUCUUCCUCGCUUUAGUCACAGUCAUCUGGGCGCCCAUGCUGAUCUACAGCAGCGGCAACCCCGCCAACUACCCCAAUCUGGUGACAGACGUGCGAGUCAACCUGGUCCUGCAGACCUGCUCCGGCUCCUUCCCCAUCUUUGAGGGCGGGCAAGAGCGCCUGCUGCUGGACCCGCUUCUCAACCCAGGGCCCGCAACCCCCUUCCAGCUCACGGGUGUGGAUUCACAGCAGCUGCAGGAGAUGCGUUUCCUGGAAGGUUCCUUUACGGAUGUUGCAGAGGAAGGUUCCUUUGCUGGCCGUGAGAAGGAAGGUUUGGAGGAUGCUAAGGAAGGUGCAUUGGACCACGGUUUGGCCGCUGACAGCAGUUCUGAUGUUCAGUUACCACCAGCAACCACACAGUCUCCCCCUCUUUCCCCCGCCUCUCCGCCCCUCCCUCCGCCCUCUCCUCCCCUCGCUCCUCCCUCUCCCCCACCCCCACCUCGAAUCCCCUCCUGGAACGUCUCAGACGAUCCUGUACUGAAUUCCACGGGGUAUUUACCCGUCGAUAUGCGCCUGGUGUGCGUUUACCCAGACUCCCUCUCCCUCUUUCAGCUGACACCCCCUGCUGAGAGCCGCCUUAGAGAAGCACUUAGAAGAUCGGCCACAGGAGGGGGAGGCGGCAGAAGCACGAGGCGAAGGGUAGGCGGAAAGUAUAGACUGAGUGGAGGGAGUAUAAGAGAUCUGUCAGGAGCAUCACACCUAGCAGUAUCCUUCCCGUAUCACCCAAUUCAACCCUCACUCUCUUCCAUCCAACCAGCCUCCUCCCGUCGCUCCCUCCAAGCCUCAUCCCGAGCUUCCUCCCAAGCCUUCUCCCGAGCCUCUCUCUCUGGUCCGCCGGACCCAUGUGCGCCGAGCCUGAUCGUCCAAUGGUGGUUCACGCGCCCCCGCCCCAUCCGAAGGGAAGUGGCAUCAUGGGAGGAGGUCUAUUCCGGCCUGCCCCCCGCGCUGCUGGCUGAUGGGCUGCUGGGGAUACUGGAGGGGAGGAAGGGACCUGCUGCUGCUGGUGGAGGAGCUAUGGGGUUGCUACUUCCGGAGUUAUAUCCGGUCUACUGGAAGCUUCCUGGGUUCGGCAAGGCGAGAGAGCUGGAAGCUUCCAAGGUAAGGCUAAGGCUGACUCUAAGCGUGUGUGUCUGGGGGCAUUCACUGGUGGUGGGUGCUGUAAUGUGGUUCGAUCCGCCUGCUGCCUACAACUGCAGGAUGACUCCUCUAGCAGCAGCAGCAGCAGCAGCAGCAGCAGCAGCAGCAGCAGCAGCAGCAGCAGCAGCAGCAGCAGCAACAGCGGCGGCGGCGGCAGCAGUGGCAGUGGUAACAGUCGUUGGUGGGUGCUGCAUUGUGCUCCUCUCCCUCCUGACUCCACCGGUACUCUCGGCACGAGGAGAAGGAAAGGGUGGUGCAGGGAGGGAGAGGAGGCUGGAGGAGAGUGAGGGUGUGAGGGCGUUGGAGGCAUGUGGAGAAGCAUCAGGGCCUGCUGCUAUCACUGUUUCAGAAGAAGUGCCUGCCGGGGUGCUAGGGGAGGCGAUGCAGACAUUCAGCAUCACGGGCCUCUACGUCACAUUCGUGCUUGCUCUGGGGCGACUCAUUCGCUCACAGAGUUCUGAUCUUCGCCUCAAGAUACCCUACGAGAACCUGCCCUCCUGUGAAAGGCUCAUGGCUAUAUGUGAAGAUUUAUAUGCAGCACGAGCAGAGGGGGACCUGGAGCUGGAAGAAGGGCUUUAUUGGACUUUAAUUAAAAUAUAUCGCUCACCGCAUGUGCUUCUUGAAUACACCAAGGGUGACAAAGCUGAUUGA
Closterium sp. NIES-65 is the source of this 5898-nucleotide messenger RNA. NCBI's taxonomy places the organism in Eukaryota, Viridiplantae, Streptophyta, Zygnematophyceae, Desmidiales, Closteriaceae. The record is from the annotation of a GenBank genome assembly.